This is a messenger RNA of Manihot esculenta (cassava), 1489 nucleotides long. Its product is annotated as U-box domain-containing protein 21. Gene Ontology annotation, molecular function: ubiquitin protein ligase activity. Gene Ontology annotation, biological process: protein ubiquitination. The coding region runs from base 87 to 1421 and encodes 444 amino acids. Lineage: Eukaryota; Viridiplantae; Streptophyta; Magnoliopsida; Malpighiales; Euphorbiaceae. The record is from RefSeq and is a predicted model, not a curated record. The transcript has a single exon.
UCCAAUCUCUACCAAUCUACCCUUCUCUUCUCUUUAUUAUUAUUAUUUUUUUCUGAAAUCAAAUCGCUGAGUGUCUUCCUUUGUUCAUGAUGGUUUUUGGUUAUUGGAGAAGAAAACCAAACUCUUUAAAGGAUACCCACAAGAAGAAGAAGCAGCAGCAGCUACUCUCUUCUAAUGUGGAACUCCUCAUUCCCAACAAUUUUCUUUGCCCUAUUUCUCUUGAUCUUAUGAAAGAUCCUGUCACUUUGUCUACUGGUUUCACUUAUGAUCGAUCAAACAUUGAGGCUUGGCUUCAAGCUGGGAAUUUCACUUGUCCUGUUACAAAUCAGUUACUCAACAGUUUUGAUCUCAUCCCUAAUCAUAAUCUCAGGAAAAUGAUUCAAGAUUGGUGUGUCGAGAAUCGUAACUUUGGUAUCCAACGUAUCCCGACACCUAAAGUUCCUGUUUCUCCUACUGAGGUGUCUCAACUUCUUUCAUGUCUUGCUGAUUCAACAAGGAGUUUGGAUCAAUAUGAAUGCUGGGAUUUGUUGCAGAAAAUCAAGAAAUGGGGCAAUGAAAGUGAACGUAAUAGAUCUUGCAUGGUGGUUAAUGGAGCAAGCUCAGUGUUAGCUUCAACAUUUGAUGCAUUUGCUACGGAUUCUUUCCAAAGAAACGCUAAGGUUUUGGAGGAAAUAUUAUCUAUUCUGAAUUGGAUGUUUCCACUCGACGUUGAAUCUCAAAUAUAUUUAAGCUCAAACAAUUCUCUACGUUGCAUGUUAUGGUUCUUGAGAUGCAGAGAUCUUUCAUCCAAGCAGAACUCCAUUUCUGUGUUGAAAGAGCUUCUUUCUUCAGAUCAACAGCAUGCAGAAACACUAGCAAGCAUUGAAGGAGUUAACGAAAUUUUAUACAGCUUCAUUAAAGACCCAAUUUGCCCUAAAAUCUCAAAAGAUUCUCUAAUGGUUAUAUUCCAUCUAGUUUCACAUCCUUCUUCCAGUGAGAACAUCAGAUCAUCAUUAGUGAAGAUGGGUUUGAUUUCUUCACUGAUAGAAAUCAUUAUAGACGCAGAGAAGAGCACAUGUGAGAAAGCUUUAGUUGUUUUUGAUAAGCUUUGUGAUUGUGAAGAAGGGAGAGAAGAAGCAUACAUUAAUGCCCUAACAUGGCCAGUUUUAGUGAAGAAAAUCUUAAGGGUAUCAGCAGCAGCAACAGAUUACUCGGUUUCAGCCAUUUGGAAGCUUAACAAAUAUGGAAGAAAAGAGAGAGUUAUGGUUGAUGUUCUUCAAGUGGGUGCCUUUCAAAAGCUAGUGUUAGUGUUGCAGCUUGGCUGUAGUGAUGAGACGAAGGAGAAAGCAACAGAGCUUUUGAAACAAAUGAAUCCUUAUAGGAAUAAUGGCUUCGAAUGCAUUGAGUCUGUUGAUUUCAAGAACCUAAAACGAUCAUUUUGAAGAGCUUCCAAGCUUUUGUAAUUCUUAUUUCUUAUGCGUAUUUAAUUAUUAUUUUUCUUCUUCUUCUA